CCGGCCAGGCCGCGCGGGUCCGGGGCUGAGGAGCCGGCUGCGGGCGAGCACGAUGGGCCAGUCCUGGCCUUGGUUGCAGCAGCUCCGGCGAGUGCGGGACCCGCAGGGCUGAGAGUGGCUGGAGGAGGCCCGAGGCGCUCUGACCCUCUUCCCCUCGGCCGGAGCCCUCAGCCCAGCCGGCGAUCGCGCACCGAGAGCGGGCGGCCUGCCUGUCCGCCGUUGGAGGCCGAGAGCAGGGUCAUCGCGAGGCCUGGAGUACCGCACGCCUUUGACAGCUCCGCUCGCAGCCCCUCCGGGAACGGACAGCCUCAGAAGCAGCCGGCGGCUUGGGAUCUGGGGGCGUGUGUGCCCGUGCGGAGCUCCUUGGGUUCCCUCAGCUUCCACCGCUCUUCCCACCCGCUCCGACUUCCCGCGCAGAGUUAGAAGGAUCGCAGACUUUUUGCCCGAGAAGGGUCUCUGCACACUCUCCAACCACUUCUUUUUCUACUUCCCCUUUUUCUGUUUUUUUUUUCCCCGCCAGUUCUAGUACACACUAGUUUUUAAGGCUGGAGGUUCUCGAGCGCUUACUGCCCAGGACUCCUCCACCCCCUCCCCCGCUCAUGGAGUCCGAGAUGCUGCAGUCGCCUCUCCUGGGGCUUGGGGAGGAAGAUGAGGCCGACCUUACAGACUGGAACCUGCCUUUGGCUUUUAUGAAAAAGAGGCACUGUGAGAAAAUCGAAGGCUCCAAAUCCCUAGCUCAGAGCUGGAGGAUGAAGGAUCGGAUGAAGACGGUCAGCGUCGCCUUAGUCUUGUGCCUGAACGUCGGCGUGGAUCCCCCCGACGUGGUGAAGACCACCCCCUGUGCGCGUUUGGAAUGCUGGAUUGAUCCUCUGUCCAUGGGCCCCCAGAAGGCCCUGGAGACCAUCGGGGCCAACCUGCAGAAGCAGUACGAGAACUGGCAGCCGCGGGCCCGGUACAAGCAGAGCCUGGACCCCACCGUGGACGAGGUGAAGAAGCUUUGCACGUCUCUACGCCGAAACGCCAAGGAGGAGCGGGUCCUCUUCCACUACAACGGCCACGGGGUGCCCAGGCCCACCGUGAACGGCGAGAUCUGGGUCUUCAACAAGAACUACACCCAGUACAUCCCCCUGUCCAUAUACGACCUGCAGACGUGGAUGGGCAGCCCGUCCAUUUUCGUCUACGACUGCUCCAACGCUGGCCUCAUCGUCAAGUCCUUCAAGCAGUUUGCCCUGCAGAGGGAGCAGGAGCUGGAGGUCGCUGCCAUUAACCCGGGCCACCCACUCGCCCAGAUGCCGCUGCCGCCGUCGAUGAAGAACUGCAUCCAGCUGGCGGCCUGUGAGGCCAGCGAGCUCCUGCCCAUGGUCCCCGACCUGCCGGCCGACCUGUUCACGUCCUGCCUCACUACCCCCAUCAAGAUCGCCCUGCGCUGGUUUUGCAUGCAGAAAUGCGUCAGUCUGGUGCCUGGAGUCACGCUGGAUCUGAUAGAAAAGAUCCCUGGGCGGCUCAACGACAGGAGGACGCCGCUGGGCGAGCUGAACUGGAUCUUCACGGCCAUCACGGACACCAUCGCCUGGAACGUGCUUCCUCGGGAUCUCUUCCAAAAGCUCUUCAGACAGGACCUGCUGGUGGCCAGUCUGUUUCGAAACUUCUUACUGGCGGAGAGGAUCAUGAGGUCGUAUAACUGCACCCCGGUCAGCAGCCCCCGCCUGCCACCCACCUACAUGCACGCCAUGUGGCAAGCCUGGGACCUGGCCGUCGACAUCUGUCUCUCCCAGCUGCCGACCAUCAUCGAGGAAGGCACGGCGUUUCGGCACAGCCCCUUCUUUGCUGAGCAGCUGACCGCCUUCCAGGUGUGGCUCACGAUGGGCGUGGAGAACAGGAACCCACCUGAGCAGCUUCCCAUCGUUUUACAGGUGCUGCUGAGCCAGGUGCACCGGCUGAGGGCCCUGGACUUGCUGGGGAGGUUCCUGGACCUGGGUCCCUGGGCGGUGAGCCUGGCCUUGUCUGUGGGCAUCUUCCCCUACGUGCUGAAGCUGCUCCAGAGCUCGGCCCGGGAGCUGCGGCCCCUCCUCGUCUUCAUCUGGGCCAAGAUCCUCGCCGUGGACAGCUCGUGCCAGGCCGACCUGGUAAAGGACAACGGCCACAAGUACUUCCUCUCGGUCCUGGCGGACCCCUACAUGCCGGCUGAGCACAGGACCAUGACGGCCUUCAUCCUGGCUGUGAUCGUCAACAGCUACAACACCGGGCAGGAGGCCUGUCUCCAGGGCAACUUGAUCGCCAUCUGCCUGGAGCAGCUCAACGACCCCCACCCACUGCUGCGCCAGUGGGUGGGCAUCUGCCUGGGGCGCAUCUGGCAGAACUUCGACUCGGCGCGUUGGUGUGGGGUGCGGGACAGCGCACACGAGAAGCUGUGCAGCCUCCUCUCCGACCCCAUCCCCGAGGUGCGCUGUGCAGCGGUCUUCGCGCUCGGCACGUUCGUGGGCAACUCUGCAGAGAGGACGGACCACUCCACCACCAUCGACCACAACGUGGCCAUGAUGCUGGCCCAGCUGAUCAAUGACGGCAGCCCCGUGGUCCGCAAGGAGCUAGUGGUGGCGCUGAGUCAUCUUGUGGUUCAGUACGAGAGCAACUUCUGCACGGUGGCCCUGCAGUUCAUGGAGGAGGAGAAGAACUACCCGCUGCCCUCUCCAGCCGCCGCAGAGGGUGGGAGUCUGACCCCGGUGCGGGACAGCCCCUGCACCCCCAGGCUGCGCUCCGUGAGCUCCUACGGAAACAUCCGCGCCGUCACCACAGCUAGAAACCUGAACAAGUCUCUGCAGAACCUGAGCCUGACAGAGGAAUCCGGCGGCACGGUGGCCUUCUCCCCCGGGAACCUCAGCACCAGCAGCAGCGCCAGCAGCACCCUGGGCAGCCCCGAGAACGAGGAGUACAUCCUCUCCUUCGAGACCAUCGACAAGAUGCGCCGGGUCAGCUCCUACUCCUCCCUCAACUCCCUCAUCGGGGUCUCCUUCAACAGCGUCUACACUCAGAUCUGGAGAGUCCUGCUGCAUCUGGCUGCGGACCCCUACCCGGACGUUUCCGACUUGGCCAUGAAGGUGCUCAACAGCAUUGCCUACAAGGCCACAGUGAACGCCCGGCCUCAGCGCAUCCUCCCCACCUCCUCCCUCACGCAGUCGGCGCCCGCCAGCCCCACCAACAAGGGCGUGCACAUCCACCAGGCGGGAGGGUCCCCGCCAACCUCCAGCGCCAGCAGCUCCAGCCUGACCAACGACGUGGCCAAGCAGCCAGUCAGCCGAGACCUGCCUCCAGGCCGGCCGGGCGCUGCGGGCCCAGUGGGGGUGCAGUACACGCCCCACUCCCACCAGUUCCCCCGGACACGGAAGAUGUUUGACAAGGGCCCAGACCAGACCACCGACGACCCAGACGAUGCGGCCGGACACAGAAGCUUCAUCUCGGCCACGAUGCAGACGGGGUUCUGUGACUGGAGCGCCCGGUACUUCGCCCAGCCCGUCAUGAAGAUCCCAGAAGAGCACGACCUGGAGAGCCAGACCCGCAAGGAACGGGAGUGGCGGUUCCUGCGGAACAGCCGCGUCAGGAAGCAAGCGCGGCAGCUCAUCCAGAAGGGUAUCACCAGACUGGAUGACCAGAUAUUCCUGAACAGGAACCCUGGCGUCCCCUCCGUGGUCAAGUUUCACCCCUUCACGCCGUGCGUGGCCGUGGCCGACAAAGACAGCAUCUGCUUUUGGGACUGGGAGAAAGGGGAGAAGCUGGAUUAUUUCCACAACGGGAACCCUCGGUACACGCGGGUCACCGCCAUGGAGUAUCUGAACGGCCAGGACUGCUCUCUCCUGCUCACGGCCACGGAUGACGGUGCCAUCAGGGUCUGGAAGAACUUUGCCGAUUUGGAAAAGAAUCCCGAAAUGGUGACGGCCUGGCAGGGGCUCUCCGACAUGCUGCCCACUACCCGAGGAGCCGGGAUGGUGGUGGACUGGGAGCAGGAGACCGGCCUCCUCAUGAGCUCAGGAGACGUGCGGAUCGUCCGGAUCUGGGACACGGACCGCGAGAUGAAGGUGCAGGACAUCCCCACGGGUGCCGACAGCUGCGUGACGAGCCUGUCCUGCGACUCCCGCCGCUCCCUCAUCGUGGCCGGGCUCGGCGACGGCUCCAUCCGCGUCUACGACAGGAGGAUGGCGCUCAGUGAAUGCCGCGUCAUGACCUACCGGGAGCACACGGCCUGGGUGGUGAAGGCCUACCUCCAGAAGCACCCCGAGGGCCACAUCAUGAGUGUCAGUGUCAACGGGGACGUGCGCUUCUUUGACCCUCGGAUGCCAGAGUCUGUGAACGUCCUGCAGAUCGUGAAGGGGCUGACGGCCCUCGACAUCCACCCCCAGGCAAACCUGAUCGCCUGCGGCUCCAUGAACCAGUUCACCGCCAUCUACAGCGGCAGCGGGGAGCUUAUCAACCACAUCAAGUACUACGACGGCUUCAUGGGCCAGCGGGUCGGCGCCAUCAGCUGCCUGGCCUUCCACCCACACUGGCCUCACCUGGCCGUGGGGAGCAAUGACUACUACAUCUCUGUGUACUCGGUGGAGAAGCGUGUCAGAUAGCGGCCUGCUCCCCGCCCGCCACCGCCACCGUGUACAUAGUGGACCCACCGUGCUUCCCUGAACACUGUCUCGACCCGGCUGCUGGGGGCCCACGGAGGGCCCGCGCUGUCUGUCUGUCUGUCUGUCUGUACUGUCAACGCCCAGGAGCCCGGGGAAGGGGCUCUGCUGGAGUUCUGUGUGACAGACGCUGCUCUGCUGAGUCUUCUGGGCCCCAGGACACAAUCGCUGUGCGGCCUAGUCCCCUUCCUGUCCUGUUUUCUUCUGAGAUUUUUAAGGGGAAGCACACUUGUUUUAUUUUCCAAGUGAUGCAAGCAUGAGUCCACGAAAGCUCCAGACGAAAGCCAGCCUCCCAGGCUGUGUCCUGGGUCCCUGGCGUGCGCUCCUGGGGACUGACCAGUGGGCUGGUUGGGGCGGGGGUGGGGACUGAGCAGAGGACGGACGGAGGCGGCACAAGUGGAAGGGUCUGCCCAACUGCCUGCCAGCCACCCACCGGUCCCCGCCUGGGCCCAUCCCAGCCGAGCGUCGGAGCCCAGGUCACCAUCCCGCCCAGGCAGGGUCUCCACCCCGGCAUGCUCGGUUUGGAUGGGAGAGGCAGGCCCCUGGCCUGUUUCUCUCCGAAGUGCUGCUCUUCCCGGGCUCCUGCCCGGGCCCCACACACAUCACACAUGUGUCACAUGUGCACACGUGGAGGGACCGCCUGAGCCCCAGAGUAUCUGGGGGCGACGGUGCCGCCCUGCCCUCUGUCCUCACACGCCCCGGCACAGCUCACACAGCGGGGAACACGGGAGUGCCAGACGUGUCCACGACAGGGCACUGGGCAGCCGCCCCUGGAACACAGGACACAACCACAAUGAUGAUGGUUUGAAAAGCGUUUUUUCCAUUUUCCUUGGGAAUCAGGAUUAUUCAGAGAGAGAGGGGUGAGCUAGCUUAGCUAACUCUGCCCGUGACGCCAAUAACAGUGGGAAGUGAGUCACAGCCGUGACGAAGCUCAGGGCCCCUAGUGCAGGGCGGCGGUCCUGCCCCAGCGGGGGCGGCUCCGGGCAGGUGGACCCCGCCUGAGGGCGGUGGGGCCGGGCGUCUGUGUCCGGCCAGACCAGGCGAGGGGAGUGCCUUCCGCGGCCCAGGAGAAGGCUCCAGGACGGCCUGCACUUAGUUCUGGGCAAGCGAGCAGCGUGGGGCCAGGGGGGCCGCGGAAGGCUGGUGCCCCUGCAAGGCCCAUCAGUUGCACCCAGUGCUCCUGGUGGUGGCUGGAACCUUCCGGAAGCCGAGCUCCACCCACAGACGCAGCGCUGACCGCCCAGGCCAACUCCAGGUUCUGAGCGAGCGCCGUGGGCUGUGAGACAAAGCCCCCCUGCCCCGCGGCUCCCCGCCCGGGGGCCCCCCGAGGCCUGAUGCGAAAACUCAAUCAUGAAGUUACGGAGGCUCGAGAGAGCUCAGCCUAAGGGUUCAUGUAUCUCUAUUUAUUUUACCAAAAUGAGAAUUGAAAGACUGACGAAACAUGGGAUUGCAAUGUGAAAGUGAGAGACAGCUGUUAAUAAAAGGUGAACAAGCGC
Molecule: messenger RNA, 6160 nt
Organism: Vicugna pacos (alpaca)
Lineage: Eukaryota; Metazoa; Chordata; Mammalia; Artiodactyla; Camelidae
Gene: RPTOR
Product: regulatory associated protein of MTOR complex 1
Biological process (GO): TORC1 signaling; positive regulation of cell growth; cellular response to amino acid stimulus
Cellular component (GO): TORC1 complex; cytoplasm
Molecular function (GO): protein binding; protein-macromolecule adaptor activity
Source: RefSeq, a predicted model, not a curated record